Molecule: messenger RNA, 585 nt
Organism: Cornus florida
Lineage: Eukaryota; Viridiplantae; Streptophyta; Magnoliopsida; Cornales; Cornaceae
Exons: 1
Coding region: 1-585 (194 amino acids)
Source: RefSeq, a predicted model, not a curated record
AUGAAGAUUGUGGUUGAAAUUAAAGUUAAAUCAAAGAAAACUGGGAAAUUGGGUGUGAAGGAAAAUACGAAUGUAGUUCCAAGUGGUGUUGAUUUGGAAGAGAAAAAGAGGGAAUUGAAGAGGUUGGAGGUUGAGUUGGAGAAGAAAAAUAGGGAAUUGGAGAUGUUGGAGAAAAUUAAGAACGUAGUUCAAGUUGUUGAUGAUGAUGGUGAUGCUAACGAGGUUGCUUCAUCCAGUGAAAAUAUGGCUGAGAAGAGUGAUGGGGUUAAGAUUAAUGAGGGGAAGGUAGGCUAUCGAGUCAAACUCCAUCAGAGGUUGGAAUUCAGAAGAAGAGUCAGGAUGGUGAUGUAUGCUGAUUUGGAGGACUCAGAGGAGUCGGAAUCAUCCACUGAAGACGAGGAUUUUAGAGUGGAGAAUUCUUGGAGCUCUGUUAGUUCUGAUGAGACGCGUCCUUGUGAUGAUAAUGAUGAAGAAGAUGAGUGUAGAGGUAUGGAGAGGGAAAGAAUUAAUGCAAAUGAUGAAGAUGAUGAAGAAGAAGAAGAAGAAGAUAAAGAUGAGUGCAGAGUUAUGGAGAGAGAGAGUUAA